AGAUCUAUACAUAUAUACACAUACAGUUACAUAUACAACAUUAUUGGAAUAUUAUGGGUUCUUUUGUGAUUCCUCGUGGGCUUCUUAUUGUUCCCGUUCUUCUUUUUCUUCUGUUUGUGUCUUCUAGUUCAGGAGCAGAAGUGGUCACCAUUGACAUUUACAAAGCUAAAGCUCUUCUCGAUUCGGGAUACACUUACCUUGAUGUCAGGAGUAAAAACCAGUUCAAGGACGGUCAUGUAGAUACAAAUAAAAUUCUGAACAUCCCCUUCAUGUUAACUGCCCCCGGAGGUAGGCUAAGAGAUCCUGCAUUUCUGGAUAAUGUCUUAUCAGCUUUCAGCAAAGAUGCUCAGCUCGUGGUGGGUUAUCAAAGUGGAGUAAGAUCCCUUAAUGCAACUACGAGACUUGUUAAUGCUGGUUUCACGCAUGCGUUCAAUAUGGAUGGAGGUUAUGUUGCAUGGGUGGAGAAUGGUUUCCCUGUGAAGAAGCCAUAAGUGGAACCUUAAUCAUGUGAUUUUUGUAACCUCAAUAAGAGGGGUGAAAAAAAAAACUGGCUAUUUCUACUCUAGAAUCACAGUUCAUAUAUUAUUUAUUUGUAUUAUUUUCUUCACCCCACGGAUUAUACAAUAAAUUCUUACCAAAUUAAUCUCAUGUUGUAUGUUUUACUUUUUA
Cornus florida is the source of this 669-nucleotide messenger RNA. Its product is annotated as thiosulfate sulfurtransferase 18-like. NCBI's taxonomy places the organism in Eukaryota, Viridiplantae, Streptophyta, Magnoliopsida, Cornales, Cornaceae. Gene Ontology annotation, molecular function: catalytic activity. The transcript is spliced from 5 exons. The coding region runs from base 54 to 491 and encodes 145 amino acids. The record is from RefSeq and is a predicted model, not a curated record.